AUGGGUCGCAAAUUAGCUUCCUUUGCGGCCGCGAUCGAAGUCAAGGGAAAGCAGUUGGACCAGACAUUCAAGGCUCUAAUCGAAGAAAUCCGACCAAACCCGCUUGCGGCAAAAGCGAAUGCUACCCUCGUUCUUCGUCGAAACCAAGAGCUACUCGAUCUCCAGAAACAAAUCAUCAACUUCAGGAGCGAGGUCGUGGAUCGGUUUGAGAGUGGCAUCACGGCGUUACAUCAGGUGCUUCCGAACAUCAUUCCCUCGUAUAACCUGAGUUUCCAUCUUCACCUUGACGUCUUGGAAUACAGAGUUGUCGGUGUGCGCCUCGCUGAUGCCCUGAAACUCUCAAAUCACCUUCUCCCUCUGAAAGACCCGUCCUUUGGAGUGCAACGUCUAGGCCUCAAGAUGAUCCAGUUUGCCUACAAGGAAUCCGUUUCGUGCGUCAACUAUUGUCAAGGUGCACUGGAGAAUACCUUGAUCGGUACCAAUCCGUCCAUUGAAGCUGAGAUUAGGGUGCAACAACUCCAGUUCAUGCUCUUUGCAAAGUCAACAAGAGCUCAGCUUUCUGGACUUGGGCAUCCUGUCAACGACAAUACGGUGAUUAUGGACGGGGCAACAGUCAAGGCUGGCUUGGAAGCGGUAAGCGCAAUCAGCCGCCGAUCCCCAGGGACGUGUGCCGGUUUGAUGGCGACCGCGCAGGAUAUUGCCACAGCCUUCGAGUAUCAAGAUGGUUCGGAGCCGUCGUCAAUCCCAAAGAUCAAGAACGACUACACAAAGCAGGUCGAAAACCUAUGGGGCCGUCAUGAGCUUGGAUUCCUGAGCAUGUGCAGCCGGUCGCACCCUUAUUCGGCAAAGACUUUCUCUGAUGGCUGCCCCAAUUGUGAGAAGCAGGCUCAACUGUCAGCUGAUGAGGUCUUCCGCGAAUCUGGGAAGCACCUUUUUGAGCAGAAGUUCUUGCGGUUCAUGCAUUCCGGGUCUCUGGAGCCUCACAAGCCCGAAUGCCCUGACCCAGAAAGCUCGAAAUCAGCUGUGCAGUCGGUUGAGCAGCCUGGCUUGGAAGCAGACGCCACCAAUGCAGUCGUGAUGGAAUUGACGCUCGAAGAACGAUUGGAAAGCUCAAAAUCAACUGAGCAGCUGGCUGUGCAGCGUGUCUUGGAAGCAAACGCCGCCAGCGAAGCUGUGAUGGAGCUGACCGCCGAAGAACGAUUUUUGGCAGCAAUGAGGAAAGGACCUCCGAAGAUACUUGCUGGAGUGCCUUGCAACGCAAUGAAACCGCAGAACGAGGAGGUUGGAAAAGAAUUGGCUGGAGGCGUGGACAAUGAAGCAAGGACGAAGACGACGCUGGCGGUGAGAAUGGAUAAACAGGAGUUAAUUCGAGUUGAACCAGAAAAAGAACUGACAAUGGAGGAGAAAUUUCUUGUGGCUAUGAGAAAGAUUGGCAAAAACUGA
Fonsecaea multimorphosa CBS 102226 is the source of this 1443-nucleotide messenger RNA. RefSeq lists its product as uncharacterized. The coding region runs from base 1 to 1443 and encodes 480 amino acids. The record is from RefSeq and is a predicted model, not a curated record. NCBI's taxonomy places the organism in Eukaryota, Fungi, Ascomycota, Eurotiomycetes, Chaetothyriales, Herpotrichiellaceae. The transcript has a single exon.